AUGACAUCAGUUUUACAACCUUUUAAAGGAAACAGAGUGGUGGGGUGCGAGGACUUCGCCCUCCCGGCCAACACCCAGUUCGAACGCAAGCGGAACAAGAUGACCAUAAAAUGCAACUCGUCACGUGACACCUGGUACUUGACCUGCAGACAGAACAAGUGGAUCGGAGGAAUCAGCAACUGCUCGGAAGAUAAAGCCUGGAGCAACGGAUUCAGUUGGACCAACAAACCUAAGCUCCUCCCUGGCAACCAAUUGGAAGGACGCUACACUAGAACCGACCCAAUUCGGACUUGCCUGGUUGGCGCGGUUGAGCUGGAAAGCGUGUGCCUGUCAUUGAGGCUGCCUGCGCAGACCAUUAGACCGGCUUGUGAGAAUUUUGAUGUUUCUGAAAUUGGGUCAGACCUUUCAGAUCUGUGCAGGCAAGCCGGAACGUGUCUGUACGUUCAAACGAGAAAGACGUGUCAACUGCUGCUGCUUGCCAUUCUCAGUGUCCUGACUGUUGCAGAACUGAAAGUUAUUUUCAAGAGUAAUGUUAAAAACAAAUUUCUUGAGUAG
Helobdella robusta is the source of this 555-nucleotide messenger RNA. RefSeq lists its product as hypothetical. The record is from RefSeq and is a predicted model, not a curated record. Lineage: Eukaryota; Metazoa; Annelida; Clitellata; Rhynchobdellida; Glossiphoniidae. The transcript is spliced from 6 exons. The coding region runs from base 1 to 555 and encodes 184 amino acids.